AUGACGAGCAUCACACAAGCCCGUCCAUCGUUGACGAACAACGAUGCCGCAGUCCUCCAAGCCCUCUUCGACGCCGAAUCCUCACCCUCAUCCGGCAUCACAAUCGACUCAUCCCUCCCAUCCUGGCCAGCAACAGUGAACAUCUCCCAAACAGACCUCGCCACCCUAAAGGCCCGGGAAACACAAAUAAUCCUCAAACUCCAAGCCGGCGAAACACCCAGCCAAGAGACAGUGCGCACAGCACUGGAAGAGCUAAACUCCCUCCUGGAACAAUACCCAACCUACCCACCCGCCUACACAAACCGCGCCCAGACACUCCGUCUCCUCGCAGACCUCGAAUACAACCAGCACCAGCCUGGACCACAAACCGCCGAAUCUAGCACCGACGAAUCUCUCUUCACCCCCGAAGCCGCGGAGCUAUCAUCACGGAUCUUCGCGGACCUAGGGCAAGCGAUUACACUCGCUACGCCGGUCUCGCCCGCGGAUCCGAUUUCAUCGGCGCAGGCUAGGCUUUUGGCUGAUGCGCAUACGCAUCGUGGGUAUUUAUUGUUGAAGGCUGCACGGGUGAAGAAGAGUCUCUCGGGGUUGGAGGGGGAAGCGGUGGGACCUGAGCGGCUGCGUGGGCAUAGUGCGGAUCAGUUGGAGGAGAUGGCGAGUCGGGAUUUCUUCUUUGGGGGUCGGUAUGGGAAUAAAGUUGCGCAGCAGCUUGCGGUGCAGACGAAUCCUUAUGCGAAGAUGUGUGGGGCGAUUGUGAAGGAGGCGAUGAGGAAGGAGAUGGAGGGCUGA
Molecule: messenger RNA, 786 nt
Organism: Penicillium daleae
Lineage: Eukaryota; Fungi; Ascomycota; Eurotiomycetes; Eurotiales; Aspergillaceae
Gene: hmgX
Product: protein hmgX
Exons: 1
Coding region: 1-786 (261 amino acids)
Biological process (GO): cilium assembly
Source: RefSeq, a predicted model, not a curated record